AUGGCGUCCCUCGAACAGCGCCUUCAAUCGCAGAAAUUCGACUAUCUUGAAACGAGAGCAGCUUUACGGGGCGAACGGCUGCCCACCGCGCUUGGCCACGCGAUAACAAGACUCUGUGUGAUCCGCGGUAUCCGAUACCAUGAGUCGUUUGCAACAAACGAUGCAUCGAUAUUGUUUGGCUGCCCAGGCCACCCCGAAUUCACCCGGGCCCUGAACGCCCGUGCCAUCAUGAGCGAUCGCAUCCCCGACUUGGACCCGGCCAGCCGACCCGAAGAGGUGCCUUACUGCAUCUGGCACCCAGAGGUAGCAUCGGAAGAGACAUACCGACAACUUGCUAGGCGGUACCCGUCUAUGAAAUACCAGGUAGCGAGGGCAUGCGCUGUCGCGGGAUACACUGACCUGUACCUGGAGCUAGACAUUCUCCCUGAAGUCAGUGUUGCUGAGGAAGCUCGAGAUGCUAGGAGUGAUGCCAUCUUCGCGCAUAUCAUGGCGCAACCAGUCCGCUACGCGGUGAUGGACGACUAUUACCGUGUGAUCAAAACAUCAGAGGCUAGCAAGCCGGCUUAUCUGAACGGCGAUACUGCGGUAUGCUCUAUGCUGCAAAAAAGACAAAGGUUUAGGAAACCCACUGGGGUGGAGGAUGAUGAAGAUGAUCUCUUUGGAGGCCUCAUUGACGAUAAAGGAUACGAUGAAAUGAUUUUCAAUAUUACCGAAGACCAGAGUUUGGACGAAUCUGAGGUUGAAAUCAGUACUGACCCAAUGCUGGAGCUUCUAUACUCACCGUUACCCCUUGACUUACCAGCAGGUAAUAAGGACCUUCUCAUCCUCAUGGCCGCAUACUACGGCGACAUCGACCGCUAUGUACGGCUUCGUAGGCCUACAAUGAUACCCAAAGAGAAUUUUUGCGUCGUCCGCGGCAUCUAUCAUAACUCUCUCUUUGCAAAGAGGUGGUCAACCCAACAGAAUCCUCCCGCUGAGGAUCAGCCGUUUUACAUGCACAAUUGGGACCAUAUCCAGGCUGCUAUCACUGCACGGCACAUCAUGAACAACGACCUAUCACGGAUUGCGAACAACCGGGCCAUUCCGUCCAGCCAGCUUCCUUAUCUGAUAUGGUUCCCUAACGUGGCGAGGCCGGAAACGUACCGAACGCUCGCGAAUCUACGGCCCGAAAUGCGCGAGGCUUGCAUUCGAGCUGCCAUCUACGCCAAUUACGAAAAGUUGUUUGAUGAACUGCUCCCAGACACAUCGCCCAACGCGUUCCUCGUCGCUGAGGCGCGGCAAAGUCCCAAUCCAAAGUACCUAACUGCGCUGGAGGCGCGGGCAAAAGAACUUGACGUGGAUAUUACCCCCUCCGCAACCCUGAGUGGACGCGGCCACUGGGCCUGGAAGAUGUUUUCUGUCAAGCAGACUGGCCCCAGCAUGAGAAGCGAGAAUGGUGUGCCUACAGCCGUUGAUGAGGAGACAAUUGGUGGUGAGUGGGAACAAGACGCUGUCUACAAUGGAAUGCGUUGUAGUGCCAAUAUGCUUGAGCUCUUCUUAAUGUUACCAGAAGAAUGGCGGCCAAAGGAUAUGUACGUCGAGUUGGAUUACGAGGACUGGCCGCCGCAAGAGUUUCUGGGCGGAAAGGCAUGA
This is a messenger RNA of Uncinocarpus reesii 1704, 1632 nucleotides long. RefSeq lists its product as uncharacterized. Lineage: Eukaryota; Fungi; Ascomycota; Eurotiomycetes; Onygenales; Onygenaceae. The coding region runs from base 1 to 1632 and encodes 543 amino acids. The transcript has a single exon. The record is from RefSeq and is a predicted model, not a curated record.